Messenger RNA from Myotis brandtii (Brandt's bat), 1401 nucleotides. It is a transcript of the gene SIAH3, whose product is annotated as siah E3 ubiquitin protein ligase family member 3. Lineage: Eukaryota; Metazoa; Chordata; Mammalia; Chiroptera; Vespertilionidae. Gene Ontology annotation, cellular component: cytoplasm. Bases 149 to 952 code for a protein of 267 amino acids. Gene Ontology annotation, biological process: multicellular organism development; proteasome-mediated ubiquitin-dependent protein catabolic process. Gene Ontology annotation, molecular function: ubiquitin protein ligase activity; ubiquitin conjugating enzyme binding. The transcript is spliced from 2 exons. The record is from RefSeq and is a predicted model, not a curated record.
AUUCUAACCAUCUUGUUUUGAUGAUGAAUAUGAAGGCUCGCUAAGCCGGUCUGGAGCGGAGUGUCUCAGCGGCUGCGCUCCUUCCAGAGCCCAAGGACUUACAGCUGCGUCGCUGCCUUCCUGUGCCAACGACCCCCCAAAAGUUGUGAUGCUUUUCUUUACCCAGUGCUUUGGAGCUGUGUUAGAUCUCAUCCACCUCCGCUUUCAGCACUACAAGGCUAAACGGGUGUUCGCCGCCGCUGGCCAACUUGUCUGUGUCGUAAACCCCACGCACAACCUGAAGUAUGUGUCCAGCUGUCGCGCCGUCACUCAGAGUGCACCAGAGCAAGGCGGCUGCCCCCAUCACCACCUCCCCCACCACCACCGCCACCACCACUCCCACCACCACCCCCGCCACCACGCCCACCCUCACCACCUCCACCACCAGCAGGCAGAGCUGCGUGCCCCCCAGGUGACGCCCUGCCUGUGCCCCCUGUUCUCCUGCCAGUGGGAAGGCCACUUGGAGGUGGUGGUGCCCCACCUGCGGCAGACGCACAGAGUGGAUAUCCUGCAGGGAGCUGAGAUCGUCUUCCUGGCCACGGACAUGCACCUCCCGGCCCCGGCUGACUGGAUCAUCAUGCACUCCUGCCUCGGCCACCACUUUCUGCUGGUGCUCAGGAAACAGGAGAGGCAUGAAGGGCACCCCCAGUUCUUUGCCACCAUGAUGCUGAUUGGGACCCCCACCCAGGCCGACUGCUUCACCUACCGCCUGGAGCUCAACAGAAACCAUCGGCGUCUCAAGUGGGAGGCCACCCCCAGGUCUGUCCUUGAGUGUGUGGACUCGGUGAUCACUGAUGGGGACUGCCUCGUCCUCAACACCUCGCUGGCGCAGCUCUUCUCCGACAAUGGCAGCCUUGCCAUCGGAAUCGCUAUCACUGCGACAGAGGUCUGCUCCUCAGAAGCCGAGAUGUGAAGUGAGAGGCCACCGGAGGCUCACACACAGCCACCCUCCUCCAGGAAACUCUGCUUGUGCCCUUCGGAUCUCCAGAUUCCAGGACUCCACACUCCUUUUUAUUCUUCUUCCUUUACCACCCUCCCUUCCUUCCUUCCCUUCCCCCCCUCCCUCCCUUCCUUCUUUCUUUUUCUUUCUUUUUUUUUUUUGUCUCAGGUGCUUAGGGGUAUCUAGUAUUUGUCUGCCUUGGGCAUUAUAUUAUGCAAACAUCCUGUGAUUCAAGAUCUUGGUGAAAUGUUUGUACUGAUUAGUUGGAAUAGUUUUACAGAACAUUUGUAAUUAAUUCAAUCAGAAUGAUUAUUAUCACCCCCCUCCACCCCAAUUCCCUUCUCCAUGGCUUCCAAAAUGAGCAAAUUUCACCGAGACCACGAAGCAGACUGGGGUUGAAAAGAGACUUGGUAUCCAAACCA